AUGGAUCUCGCAGUUACUUUGAUCAAGUCGGUUAUGCGGGCCUUCUACACGACUCGCGACAUUUUAGUCAUUGAUGCCCUGAUUCUCCACGAAACCCUUCGAGAUGACGAUCUUGCGUAUCUCAUGUCCAUAAACACCAAGGACCUGCACAAAAUUUGCGGAAAGCUCAGAGAGGACAGGUUCCUUACAGUACAUACCAGACCCGAAAAGCGACCCGACAACCCGCGACCCAGCAACAGAACGUAUUACUACAUCAACUAUCGCCAAACAAUCGACGCUAUCAAAUGGCGAGUGUACACGAUUGACAAGGAAGUGCAGGGCACUACGGUCCAGACUAGCGAAAUGAAGGAGUACUUUUGCAACUUCUGUAAGGCAGAGUGGACUACGAUGGAAGUUCUCGACAACAAUAGCGCGGCGGGUUUUUUGUGUCACAGGUGUGGCCACGUCUUGACUUUCGAGGCAGACAGAAACGCUGGAGGUCACGAGCAAUCGACAAGACUCAAUGACCAAUUCAAAUUCAUUACCGAGCAACUUCGCCAAAUCGACCAAGUGCACAUCCCCGAGUGCGAUUUCGAACGAGCGCUUGCAAAACAACGCCCCGUGGAGCGUGAUGCCACCCACCAACGCGUGGCGACUAUUGCAAUGGAUGAUGGCGCGCACCGGCCGAUGGAUGUCAAGGGUCUAUCAAACCUUGGCCCUCAGUCGAUAGCUGUGAACAUAUCAACCGCAGAGGGUGCGACUGAUGCCGAGAAGGAGGCCGAGAGGGCGCGCAAGGAGCGGAUUGCCAAGCAGAACGCUCUUCCCUCGUGGAUGUCGGCGAGUACUGUCAGUGGGGAAUCAUUUGGUGGAAACUCACUCGCUGUGCCUACCCUUGAUCGCAAGAAGGAUAACCCCAAGGAUGCAUCACAGUCCAAGGGACCCGAAGCCAGCGACAGCUCUAAGAUUGAUGAUAUUUUCGAAAAGCUUAAGGCUGAGCAACUGGCAGCAGCUGCGACGGGUGGUGACGAGUCCGGGUCAGAGGAGGACGAGGACGAAUUCGAAGAUAUUCCGGUAAGCACACCUAUCAUCAAGAUGGAGCCCUCGGAUGGCUCCGACUCGCCACAAGCCAAGCGGGUCAAGAUUGAGCCAGGUAUUAAAGAGGAGCCGAUGAAGGAUGCCAGCGACGAGGACGACGACGAAGAACUAGAAUUCGAGGAUAUUUGA
Messenger RNA from Clonostachys rhizophaga, 1203 nucleotides. The record is from the annotation of a GenBank genome assembly. NCBI's taxonomy places the organism in Eukaryota, Fungi, Ascomycota, Sordariomycetes, Hypocreales, Bionectriaceae.